CGCGGGGAAAGGUGUCAUCAUCCAUACCGGCGGGCGAGUGGCUUGGUCACGGGGUCGCACGCGUCCUAAGGUCUUCCCGCAUCAUCCCAGAGCGACAACUUCGGACGUUGUUUUCGGUUUCUUUUGUUGAAUACAACGUGUCCCUGUUUUAUGUUUUAUCUGACGUCGGUUGCUUGAAACAUUCGUUCAACAUGUCUGGCUACUAUGGUGGUCCGCCGCCGCCGCCGCCGGGCCAGCAGGGAUACAACCAACCGCCUCCCGGUUAUGGCCAAGAGCAGUAUGGCCAGCAGCCUCCAUAUGAGCAGUACGGCCAGUAUCCGCAGAAUCCGGGUGCUCAGGGAUAUUAUGGUCAGCAGCAGCAGCAGCAGCAGCAGCCGCCGCCGCCGCAGCCGUACGGCGCCCAUCCUCCCCCGCAACAGCCCGGCUACGACAACCGUGGCCAAAUGUACAACGCGUAUCCUCAGCAGGGAGGAGAAAAUACGUCCUAUUACAGCCAGCCGUAUCCUGGAGGACAACAGGCGCCGUACGGUGGUGGCCCGCCUGGUCCUCCCGGCCCUACCGGUGGUCCCGAAGGUGAGAAGGGGUUAGGUUCCACGCUUCUCGGGGGUGCAGCCGGUGGGUUCGCCGGCCACAAGCUGGGUGGCGGAACACUGGGGGCUCUGGGCGGCGCAGUUUUGGGUGCUGCUGGUGCGAAUCUCGUUGGGCAUGCGGCCAAGAAGCACAAAAAGAAGAAGAAGGACAAGCAUAAGCACAAGCACAAGCAUAAGCGAGGAGGGAGCAGCUCUAGUAGCUCAAGCAGCUCAAGCAGCUCGAGCAGUGACAGUGACUAGACUAACUGGUCUAGUUUAUGGUUAUUGUCCUUUGUGGUUUGUUGCCCUCUCUUUGGCUUGGUCUCAUUAUUAUUAACAACCGAUUCCGGUUUGUCUGUAUAUGGAUGUACAUAUGAACUUCUUCGUCCCUGUACCUACAUUCCGCUCAAUGUAUCAUGAUUCUCGAACA
Messenger RNA from Coccidioides posadasii C735 delta SOWgp, 999 nucleotides. RefSeq lists its product as uncharacterized. Lineage: Eukaryota; Fungi; Ascomycota; Eurotiomycetes; Onygenales; Onygenaceae. The record is from RefSeq and is a predicted model, not a curated record.